Molecule: messenger RNA, 224 nt
Organism: Candidula unifasciata
Lineage: Eukaryota; Metazoa; Mollusca; Gastropoda; Stylommatophora; Geomitridae
Source: the annotation of a GenBank genome assembly
AGCAUCUUAGAGAAAAAGAAAACCAAGGGGAUCCUCAAGCUGGGACAGAGUCGGAGUGGUGGUUUGGUUAUCACACAGAAACAGGUUCAACAAAUAAUGCAAAGCCGGUCUUCCAUAACUCCAACACCCCAAGCCCUUGCUGAUCUCCAGGGACUGUGUGGGGCAUUGCUGGAUACAAUCAGUGAUAAAAAUCUGGCAUUGUCUCAUCAGAGAAAGACUAACAA